Penicillium canariense is the source of this 405-nucleotide messenger RNA. RefSeq lists its product as uncharacterized. NCBI's taxonomy places the organism in Eukaryota, Fungi, Ascomycota, Eurotiomycetes, Eurotiales, Aspergillaceae. The transcript has 2 exons. The record is from RefSeq and is a predicted model, not a curated record. The coding region runs from base 1 to 405 and encodes 134 amino acids.
AUGGCCGCAGUCUUGGCCAUCUUGGCCUACGGGGGAAUUGAAGGUCUUCCUCAGCGAGCCGGUCUGGUACUCUACGGCUAUCCUGUGCAUCGUCUCGUGCAGCAGUUGAGUCCGACAUGGCGUGGAAAGUGUGGAAAGUGUGGAAAGUGUGGAAAGUGUGGAAAGCCCGAGUGCGCCGAGUCCGAGGAGUCGGGGCCGAGUGCCACAUCGGGACAGUUCGGCCGACUACCCGAGGCACCUGCCCGAGACGAUUCAAUGCAGUUGACGCCCAGCUCGAUUCUGAGCCGGGCGACGCGUCGAGAGAAGCAGCCGUGGGGGAAAAAGAAGGUCAGGCACGACGGAGUCCCGUUAAUGCGGAUCUUCGAACUUCUGGCGCUAGCAUCGCGGCACCACGGGGAACCAUAG